Messenger RNA from Talaromyces atroroseus, 3591 nucleotides. Its product is annotated as Pre-mRNA-splicing factor ATP-dependent RNA helicase prp22. The coding region runs from base 1 to 3591 and encodes 1196 amino acids. Lineage: Eukaryota; Fungi; Ascomycota; Eurotiomycetes; Eurotiales; Trichocomaceae. Gene Ontology annotation, cellular component: intracellular anatomical structure; catalytic step 2 spliceosome. Gene Ontology annotation, biological process: spliceosomal complex disassembly. Gene Ontology annotation, molecular function: ATP binding; RNA binding. The record is from RefSeq and is a predicted model, not a curated record. The transcript is spliced from 2 exons.
AUGGAUGAUCUUGAGUCUUUGGAGCUUUUGUCGCUCGUGUCGCGCGUGACGACGGAACUCCAAAACCAUCUUGGAAUCAACGAUAAGACCUUAGCCGAGUUCGUGAUCGAUCAACAUUUGAAGAGCGGCUCGUUCGCAAACUUCAAGGAUGGGCUUGAUGCCCUGGGGGCGGAUUUUCCGCCAAGUUUGAUUGAGAGUAUUGAUCGCGCUAUUUUGACAAUGCACCCUUCAUACAAGAAUAAAAAGCCCGCGGGGUCUGAGAACAACGGCGUGGAUGAUGAUAUGGAAGCCUUGAACGCUAUCGAGAGGAAAUCCCGUGUCUUCAAGGGACUAGCAAUACCGGAUAAAGUUCAAACAUUGGAGGAUGAUGCCUUGGACGACACUUUCGCGAUGCUCGAAGGGUUGGCAGGGAAGUCGCGAGAAGAUCGUCACGAAGUUUCGCAAUCUACCAAAACCAGCAGGAAACGCAGCAGAAGUCCAGAUUACGGGGAUUAUGAUUCGACGAGCUAUCGACGGGAAAGGCGGAGGUCCAUAUCUCGAUCCCGCAGUCCUGAACGACAUAGGAAGACAAGCGACAGAAAGGAAUAUAGAAAUGGGCACGAGCGCCGUUCGAGACGCGAUCGGGAGGACGAUCACUUCCGCCGACCGCCAACCCCCGAACUUGACAAUCAGCCAGUGCUUUAUAAAAUCUACGAUGGUCGUGUUACGGGAAUCAAGGACUUCGGCGCGUUUGUGAAUUUACAGGGUGUGCGAGGGAAAGUAGAUGGACUAGUCCAUGUUUCUGCUAUGCAAGCGGGAGCAAGAGUGAAUCAUCCUUCGGAUCUUGUUUCACGCGGCCAGCCGGUAAAGGUCAAAAUUAUUAGCAUCCAAGGUUCACGAAUUGGCCUUUCCAUGAAGGAAGUUGACCAGGAAACCGGGCGCGACCUCAUCCCUCAGAAACGACUCGCAUCUGGUGCUAAUAUGGAGAUACUGGCGGGAACCGUUUCAAACGAUCGCUAUGGAAAUCUCAGCUCCGACGUUCCUGUAGUCGAAGGAGAUAUGAAUGGCAACUCAACGAGGAACAGAAAGAGACUCACAUCCCCAGAAAGGUGGGAAAUCAAGCAACUCAUUGCCUCGGGGGCUGCAUCAGCAGCGGAUUAUCCUGACAUUGACCAAGAGUAUCAUGACACCUUGACAGGUCAGGGUGAGUUUGAAGAAGAGGUCGACAUUGAUAUUGAAGUCCGUGACGAGGAGCCGCCUUUCCUUGCUGGCCAGACCAAACAAUCGUUAGAAUUAUCACCUAUCAGAGUUGUUAGAGCUGCCGAAGGAAGUCUCAACCGCGCUGCCAUGUCUGGUUCCAAUUUGGCUAAAGAACGCCGAGAGCUACGACAGCAGGAAGCUCAGGAGAAGGCAGCUGAACAAGCAGCUGGUUUUGACCUACAUGCACAAUGGGAGGAUCCCAUGGCCAACCCAGAACAAAGAAAAUUCGCAUCCGAUCUGCGUUCUGCUCAGGGCGGUCAGCCCGACACCGCCGUCCCAGAGUGGAAGAGGGCUACUCAAAGCAAAGAUAUAUCUUAUGGAAAACGAACAAACCUGACCAUGAAGCAACAACGAGAGGGUCUGCCGGUCUUCAAGUUUCGAACACAACUACUUGAUGCUGUACGGGAUAACCAGUUGAUGAUUGUCGUGGGCGACACAGGUUCCGGGAAAACAACCCAGUUAACACAAUACCUGGCUGAAGCUGGCUACGCAAAUAACGGCAUGAUUGGAUGUACACAACCACGUCGUGUAGCUGCACUGUCAGUUGCAAAGCGUGUUGCAGAGGAAGUUGGUUGUCGUCUUGGUGCAGAGGUUGGAUAUACCAUCCGUUUCGAUGACUCCACUGGCCCAGAAACCAAGAUAAAGUAUAUGACAGACGGAAUCUUGCAGAGAGAAAUUCUACUUGAUCCAGAUCUCAAAAAGUAUUCCGUGAUUAUCCUGGACGAAGCCCAUGAAAGGACGAUUUCUACAGACGUACUUUUUGGACUCUUGAAGAAAACUUUGAAGUCACGCAGCGACCUCAAGCUCAUCGUGACCUCCGCAACCCUUGAUGCCGACAAGUUCUCGGAAUACUUUAAUGGCGCUCCUAUCUUCUCCAUACCUGGAAAAAUACAUCCUGUUGAAAUCCUGUAUUCAACCCAACCAGAAGAAGACUACUUGACGAGUGCUUUGGACACAGUUCUUCAGAUACACUUAACGGAGCCUGCUGGUGAUAUUCUAGUCUUUCUAACGGGCCAGGAGGAGAUUGACACGAGCUGCGAGAUUUUACACGAACGAAUGAAGGCUCUGGGACCUAAUGUCCCUGAACUUGUUAUCUUGCCCAUCUAUUCGGCGCUACCAAGUGAGGUUCAAUCGAAAGUCUUCGAACCUGCACCGCCGGGAAAAAGGAAGGCAGUCCUCGCCACCAACAUAGCGGAAACUUCUCUAACCAUAGAUGGCAUUGUGUUUGUUGUGGACCCAGGCUUUGCGAAGCAGAAUGUGUACGAUCCGAAGCUAGGUAUGGACUCGUUGGUGGUUACACCUAUUUCUCAAGCUCAAGCAAAACAAAGAGCUGGACGAGCUGGAAGGACUCAACCAGGCAAGUGCUUCCGAUUAUAUACAGAGGCAGCAUAUCAAUCAGAAAUGCUACCAACACCUAUCCCUGAAAUUCAACGUCAGAACCUAUCCCACACGAUUCUCAUGCUUAAAGCGAUGGGUAUCAACGAUCUACUUCACUUCGAUUUUAUGGAUAGCCCUCCUACCAAUACACUUUUAGCCAGUUUAGAGGGGCUUUACUCCCUCGGUGCUCUAGACGAGGAAGGGCUCAUAAAUCGCUUGGGAAGACGGAUUUGUGAUUUUCCUCUCGCGCCUGAACUUGCUAAGGCUCUCAUCACCAGCGCGGAAAUGGGGUGCUCAGAGGAAAUGCUAUCCAUUGUAGCCAUGCUCUCUGGUGCUCAAACAGUCUUCUAUCGGCCAAAGGAGAAGCAACAACAGGCGGACCAAAAGAAAGCCAAGUUCCAUGAUCCUCACGGCGAUCAUCUUACAUUACUGAAUGUCUACAAUGCUUGGAAACAAUCUAACUUCAAUAAUGCUUGGUGCUUUGAGAACUAUAUUCAAGCAAGACAGAUGCGUCGAGUGCAAGAUGUACGAAAACAACUGAUUCAAAUCAUGGAUCGCCAUCAUCAUCGCCUCGUGUCUUGUGGGCGCAACACGGUCCAAGUCCGGAAAGCCCUCUGCGCAGGUUUUUUCCGUAACGCCGCAAGAAAGGAUCAAGAAGGGUAUAAGACUCUAGUUGAAGGGACCCCGGUAUAUUUGCAUCCAAAUUCGGCAUUGUUUGGUAAACCGGCUGAGCAUGUUAUCUACUUCACGUUGAUAAAUACGACCCGCGAAUACAUGCACUGCACGUCCGCCAUUGAUCCAAAGUGGCUUGUUGAAGCAGCACCAACAUUCUUCAAAGUGGCAGCGGGUCUGUCUAAGCGCAAAAAGGCAGAGCGAAUUCAACCACUACAUAAUCGGUUCGCUGCUCCAGAUGAUUGGCGACUUUCGAGCCAAAGAAAACAGGGUCGUGGAGGUGGUGGAGGCACAUGGGGUUAG